Molecule: messenger RNA, 1137 nt
Organism: Symbiodinium sp. CCMP2592
Lineage: Eukaryota; Dinophyceae; Suessiales; Symbiodiniaceae
Source: the annotation of a GenBank genome assembly
AUGCCUCCGCCUCUGGCCGCCAGGGAUGCACAGGUCAUCAUGCUUCGCCUCUUUAAGUCCUUCCAGGCACAGCCCCGCUUGGCCAUCGUGACGGAGACAAUAAAGACGGCGAUUCCCGAGCUGGCGCACUUCUUCAUCGUGGCCCUCUGCAUGUUCGGCUGCCUCUUCGUGAACAGCAUUGUCUUCUUCGGUCAAGACUUGGAAGCCUUCAGCACAAUUCCACGAGCGUUUCACUGGUGCCUCGCGGCUGUGUUGGGCCACUUCGAUUGGCGGUCGCUCAAGGAAGUCGGCUACGUGAACGCCGCAUCAUGGCUUUGGAUCUUCAGCAUUGUCAUGUCGCUCAUCUCGCUGAACAUGCUCUUGGCCAUCGUCCUGGAUUCCUACUCCCUAGAGAAGGAGAAGGCUUCUGAGUUGAAGACGCUUCUGGAACAGCUCGGGGAGGUGGUUCGAAGGCGACAAGAACGGCGCCGGGGUCAGCGGGUGAACCUCCAGGAGAUUUGGAACGCGUUCUUGGCAGAGUUCAACUACGACGUUAAGUCCAUGAUGGUCAACCGCACGUUGAUCACGCCGGACUCGCUGAUGAACGCAGUGCCUCAAAUCCCUGCUCAACAGGCUCUGCGAACUCUGGCACAUGCUCUUCAACGACAGGAGCGCUUGGAGAUUGGGCAUCUGACAGAGGAGGAACUGAAGCGGGAACUGCAUAAGAACCUGGAGGACAUGCAGGAGAAGGUCACGGAUGUCUGCCGUGAUGUUGAGCAGGUCGUGGAGAAGCUUGAUUACUUUGAAAGGCUGCAAGCACCGGGCGAUGCCACCUAUGACUUCUACUUUAGCCACGAGCAUGCUUCGCAGGACAAAGCAUCUAAAGCGUGGAUCUCGAAGAUGGUCUCUGAACUUUCCAGUGACUUGAAGCACACCUUCCACCAUGGGCUACGUCGAUAUCACGUGUGGCAAGACCACAUCGAGAAGCAGCAGACCGAUCUCCACGAGUCCAUCACAGACAUGCAAAAUCUCGUCCAGCAGCACACGGGGCUCCUGCAGGGCAUGGUGAGUGCCGUGGACAGCCUUCUGGAACACGACGGGGUCGGCCAAGAUGGCCUGGGACUCGCGGAGACCGCCGUGUCAAGCGCAGCGAGUUGA